AUGAUGAAGUCCUCUGUCCACCCAGAAGAAGAUGACUUUGUGCCAGAGCUGCAGAGGAGCAUCCACCCCAGGGAGAGGCCGGACUGGGAGGAGACGCUCAGCGCGAUGGCCAGAGGAGCCGAUAUCCCCGAGAUCCCGGGGGAGCUGCCCCUGCGCUCCUGCGGCAGCACCGCCAGCAUGAAGGUGAAGAAUGUCAAAAAGUUAUCCUUCACCAAGGGGCACUUCCCGAAGAUGGCUGAAUGUGCACAUUUCCACUACGAAAACGUGGAUUUUGGCAACAUACAGCUUUCGCUCCCGGAGGAACAGAACGAAGUGACCAGGAAUGGCUGUGAGUCCAAGGAGCUGGUCUACCUGGUGCAGAUCUGCUGUCAGGUGGGAGAUAUCGUGUCCGUCAUUGACAUGCCACCAAAGGAGCUGACCUCGUGGUGGAGAGGAAAACAUGGAUUUCAGGUUGGAUUUUUCCCGAGUGAGUGCGUUGAGCUCAUUAACGACAAAGUCCCUCAGUCCGUCACCAAUUCGGUGCCCAAACCAGUGUCCAAAAAGCACGGGAAGCUCAUCACCUUCCUCCGGACAUUCAUGAAGUCGCGCCCAACGAAGCAGAAACUCAAGCAGAGGGGGAUCCUCAAGGAAAGGGUGUUUGGCUGUGACCUGGGAGAGCACCUGCUCAACUCUGGCCAUGAUGUCCCCCAGGUGCUCAAGAGCUGCACAGAGUUCAUUGAGAAGCACGGCAUCGUGGAUGGCAUCUACCGGCUGUCUGGGAUCGCCUCCAACAUCCAGAAACUCCGCCACGAGUUUGACUCGGAGCAGAUUCCCGACCUGACCAAGGACAUUUACAUCCAGGACAUCCACUGUGUGGGUUCCCUGUGCAAGCUGUACUUCCGAGAGCUCCCCAACCCCCUGCUCACCUACCAGCUCUACGAGAAGUUCUCAGAUGCUGUUUCUGCUGCUACAGAUGAGGAGAGGCUGGUGAAGAUCCACGAUGUGAUCCAGCAGCUGCCCCCUCCCCACUACAGGACACUGGAGUUCCUAAUGAGGCACUUGGCUCGUCUGGCUGAUUACUGCUCCAUCACAAACAUGCACACCAAGAACCUGGCCAUUGUCUGGGCUCCCAACCUCCUCAGGUCCAAGCAGAUCGAGUCAGCCUGUUUCAGUGGCACGGCUGCCUUCAUGGAGGUGCGGAUCCAGUCGGUGGUGGUGGAGUUCAUCCUGAACCACGUGGAUGUUCUGUUCAGCUCCAAGCUCAGCUCCGUCAUCCGGGACGGGGCAGGGCACAGCUCUUUGUCCCGGCCCAAGUCUCUGCUGGUGUCCUCUCCCUCCACGAAGCUGCUCACGCUGGAGGAGGCGCAGGCUCGGACACAGGCCCAGAUCAACUCUCCCAUCGUGGCAGACAGCAAG
Molecule: messenger RNA, 1395 nt
Organism: Empidonax traillii (willow flycatcher)
Lineage: Eukaryota; Metazoa; Chordata; Aves; Passeriformes; Tyrannidae
Product: rho GTPase-activating protein 32-like
Exons: 13
Biological process (GO): small GTPase-mediated signal transduction
Cellular component (GO): fibrillar center; actin cytoskeleton; cell cortex
Molecular function (GO): GTPase activator activity; protein binding
Source: RefSeq, a predicted model, not a curated record